This is a messenger RNA of Jaculus jaculus (lesser Egyptian jerboa), 1727 nucleotides long. RefSeq names its product solute carrier family 25 member 17 (gene Slc25a17). The record is from RefSeq and is a predicted model, not a curated record. The transcript is spliced from 9 exons. The coding region runs from base 80 to 1003 and encodes 307 amino acids. NCBI's taxonomy places the organism in Eukaryota, Metazoa, Chordata, Mammalia, Rodentia, Dipodidae. Gene Ontology annotation, molecular function: coenzyme A transmembrane transporter activity; AMP transmembrane transporter activity; FMN transmembrane transporter activity. Gene Ontology annotation, cellular component: peroxisomal membrane. Gene Ontology annotation, biological process: transmembrane transport.
UGCCGGGGAGUCGAGGCCUCGGAUCCCCAGCCGCUGCGGCUUCUGAGGAAAGUGAGGCCGGGCUGCGAGAGGCCGCGCCAUGGCCUCCGUGCUGUCCUACGAGAGCCUGGUCCACGCCGUGGCCGGGGCCGUGGGAAGUGUGACUGCAAUGACCGUGUUUUUUCCUUUGGAUACAGCUCGUCUCAGGCUUCAGGUUGAUGAGAAAAGAAAGUCAAAAACUACACACAUGGUGCUCCUGGAGAUCAUUAAAGAAGAAGGCCUCUUGGCUCCAUAUCGAGGGUGGUUUCCAGUUAUUUCCAGUCUCUGCUGCUCCAAUUUUGUCUAUUUCUACACUUUUAAUAGCCUCAAAGCAGUCUGGGUCAAAGGUCAACGUUCUACCACUGGAAAAGAUCUGGUAGUUGGAUUUGUUGCAGGAGUGGUGAAUGUGUUGCUAACGACUCCACUCUGGGUGGUAAACACGAGACUGAAGCUUCAAGGAGCAAAAUUUCGGAAUGAAGACAUUAUACCCACUAACUACAAAGGCAUUAUUGAUGCUUUUCACCAGAUCACCCGAGAUGAAGGAAUCUUGGCCUUAUGGAAUGGCACACUUCCCUCCUUGCUGCUGGUCUUCAAUCCUGCCAUCCAGUUCAUGUUCUAUGAAGGCUUAAAGCGGCAGCUUUUAAAGAAACGAAUGAAGCUUUCAUCUUUGGAUGUGUUCAUCAUCGGUGCAAUAGCCAAAGCAAUUGCCACUACAGUCACUUAUCCCAUGCAGACAGUACAGUCGAUUCUGAGGUUUGGACGUCAUAAACUAAAUCCAGAAAACAGAACACUGGGGAGUCUUCGGAAUGUUCUCUAUCUUCUUCACCAGCGAGUCAAGCGCUUUGGAAUCAUGGGACUCUACAAAGGCCUGGAAGCCAAGUUGCUCCAGACAGUCCUCACUGCGGCCCUCAUGUUCCUUGUCUAUGAGAAGCUGACUGCUGCCACCUUCACUGUCAUGGGGCUGAAGAGCGCACACAAGCGCUGAGACCCCAUCUCAACCCCAGCCAAGAGCAGAGAAAGAGAUGGCCUUAGGGAAGAGACGCCAUUUCCCUUCACUCUGGCUGCUUCCAUCAUACAAUUUACCUUCGUGACUGGAACAGCAUUGAAGGCAGGAAGUAUAGCCAGCUAGGCCUCUUGCCAACUUAAUUUUUGUGAUGGCUGGUUGGAUUUUAGGGUGCAGGUUGGACUAAUAUGAAGAGGAACCAUUGAAAACUUGAAAAUGAAAUUUUGUGGGGCUUAUUGAUUUUUCUAAUGAGGAAUGGACUCUCUGUGUUUAAUCUUUUCCAUCUAAAGUUUUUCUUAAUUUUCUAGCUGUUCUCUUCCCCUGAACUCUUUCCCAAAUUUUAGGACAAAUUCAGUAACAUAGUUCUCAGAUACUUUUUAUUUCCUAAUCUUGGUAUUUUCCUCACAAAAAAAAACUAUCAUGACUGUGCCAUGGGCAUGACUUUUAUUUUUAUGAGGCUUUGUUCCUCCUGCUUAAAUAGAGUUAAGUGAGCUAUUUAUUUUAUGGGGAAAAUGAAAGCUAUUAAUCCCAAGUGAUUAUCUUACAAAUGAUUUGUAAAUGUCACUUAUUCAUUAGUGUUUGACAUAACAUCUAAAAAAAUUAUUUCAAAUCAAGUCUUUCAUUACAAAAGGCUUGGAGUUUUAUGUUCAUCUAUAUGAGCUCUUAUCAGUCACGCUCCAAUAAAUUGUCAGUACGAAAAAUGUUA